This is a messenger RNA of Rhincodon typus (whale shark), 1424 nucleotides long. Its product is annotated as vasoactive intestinal polypeptide receptor 2-like. The transcript is spliced from 6 exons. Gene Ontology annotation, molecular function: vasoactive intestinal polypeptide receptor activity; G protein-coupled peptide receptor activity; peptide hormone binding. The coding region runs from base 1 to 513 and encodes 170 amino acids. The record is from RefSeq and is a predicted model, not a curated record. Gene Ontology annotation, cellular component: plasma membrane. Gene Ontology annotation, biological process: cell surface receptor signaling pathway; adenylate cyclase-modulating G protein-coupled receptor signaling pathway. Lineage: Eukaryota; Metazoa; Chordata; Chondrichthyes; Orectolobiformes; Rhincodontidae.
AUGGACCAAGAGAACUGCGGCAGGCAGAUCACUGAGGAUGAGGUCAAAGGAAGGUACAGCACUGUAAGAAGAAAACACCCAAAGGCUGCCUUUUUCGAGCUGGUGAAGGCUAUUUAUACGCUCGGACACAGUGCCUCCUUAGUUGCUCUCAUGACUGGAUCAGCAAUGCUUUGUUUCUUUAGGAGACUCACCAAGUCCACGUUGCUCCUAAUCCCGUUGCUUGGAGUACAUUACAUCGUGUUUACCAUUUUCCAGGAUAAUGUUUUCGAAAAAUAUCAGAUUGCCUUUGAAUUAUGUUUUGGAUCUUUUCAGGGGUUUAUUGUUGCGUUCCUAUACUGCUUUUUAAAUAGUGAGGUUCAAGCUGAACUGAAAAAGAAAUGGCGGAGCCUGGUUUCAGGUUGUCACUUGAAGCCCUAUUACAAUAAGCACAGAGCAUCAUUUUCAGGGAAUGGUUCUUCUCGCAGAAAUACACGAGCUCAGUCCUUCCUGCAGACGGAAACAUCUCUGGUCUAAAUGUGGUUCCAAGGCCAGUGCUGAAUCCUGCAGCUUAACAGCAGAAUCAAGAUACCUCCCUGCAUUCUGCGACAGAGACAUGCGAGAAACUGACAGGAAUGUUGGGCACAGAUAUUUCCUUUCCAAAUUCAAGAAUUUACAUUUUGAGAUGUGUACGCUUUAAACUUCUCAACAAUACGACAGGCCAACACCGUUUAAAGGGUUUCUUGAAAACUGAUUAUAUUGUAGCCUUCUGCACCUCGUAAGAGACAGCUUGAAUAUUGAUUUACCAAACCUUCUGAAGUCAACUUUUUCACCUAGUUCACAUUCAACUCUUUGUAACACGGACAAGAUACAUCACCAAUUCCUGGAAUGCAUUGAGUUCCUGAUGCCUGAGGUCCCAGAAAAUAUUUGGGCACUCAUACAUUCAAAUGUUACUUUCACAGAAAUCCGUCAGCAGUAUUUAUUGGAACUGUACCAUGUCACAACUUGGACUGUAUCAUCGCAAGAGUUAGAUUUGUGAGGUUAUUUUGUAUAUGGUUUAAAACAUUCCAGCAUUUUAAGUUGUAUGAAUUGUGUUCUAAUCAUUUCAUCACUUGUACUUCAUUAGAUGGGAGAAAAUGGCAUAAUCAUAAUGGUUCCGAGGCCCAGGACAAUUUUGUGGGGCCAUUUAUUUCAGAUCCUGCCGCUGCAGCUGGUGGGAUUUAAAUUCAGUUCAUGAAAUCUGGAAUUGAAAUCAUAAACUCAAUAACGGUGACCAUGAUAACUAUCACUGAUUGUCAAAAAGACUCAUCGGGUUUCUUAAUGUCCUAUAGGUCAGAAAUCUGCUGACCAUAUCCCAUUUGCCUUACGUGUGACUCCAGACCGACAGCAAUGUGAUCGGAGAUAGUAGGAACUGCAGAUGCUGGAGAAUCCGAGAUAACAAGGUGCAG